Alosa sapidissima (American shad) is the source of this 2250-nucleotide messenger RNA. RefSeq lists its product as uncharacterized. Gene Ontology annotation, biological process: G protein-coupled receptor signaling pathway. The transcript is spliced from 2 exons. Gene Ontology annotation, molecular function: G protein-coupled receptor activity. The record is from RefSeq and is a predicted model, not a curated record. Gene Ontology annotation, cellular component: membrane. Bases 131 to 1159 code for a protein of 342 amino acids. Lineage: Eukaryota; Metazoa; Chordata; Actinopteri; Clupeiformes; Clupeidae.
UCUAAUUCAAAGUACUUCUGCAUUUCAUGCAAGUCAUUAAACACACUGGACUGUGGGGAAACAUUUUAGAACUUUUUGAAGAAGUCAGCAUCCAACUGCCUUAAAGGAAAGCACAGCACAUCUAUCAAACAUGGCAUUAGAUUCUGAGAACCUGACUGGACAUCGUUAUGGUAACUCAUGCGGGAUAGACUUCAAUCAAGAUGCAGUCUUCCUUCCAGUUCUGUAUGGAAUAUUUUUCAGUCUCGGCACUCCCUUGAACAUUUUAUCUCUGGUUGGAUUGUACAAGCUCAUCAAAACAGAAAAUGUUUUGCCUGUGUAUGUGCUUAACUUGUUACUUGCUGACCUUAUCCAACUGCUGACUUUGCCCCUGUGGAUUGACUAUUAUAAAAAUGACCACUACUGGCGAUUUGGUCCCAGAGUCUGCCAGUUCACCAGCCUUUGUUUCUACGUCAGCAUGUACGCAGCAAUCUUCUUCAUGUGCAUCAUAGCACUCGAGCGCCACUUGGCAAUCGCCUGCCCACUGAAAUUUCACUUCCUGAGCCGACUCAAGUUUGCCCGCUGGUUUGCGCUGGGCAUAUGGGUGAUGAUUACCAUCCCGUUGUCUAUCGCCUUCAACAAGCUCUUCCCAGUGCGUGCCAACUACACCCUCUGCAUUGAGAAAUACCCUUCGGGAGGAGGCUUUAUCACCUACCGGCUCAUAACCCUGCUGAUCUCUUUCGUCAUUCCUCUGGCAUUCAUCCUCAUCCUCCACGUAAAGACCCUGCGGUCGCUGAUGGCCGUCACCGCCCUGGCCUCGAACGAGAAGAGGCGCAUCAAGAGCCUCCUCACCCUCCUGGUGGUCAUAUUCCUCGUGGUGCUCGGACCCUACCACAUCAUCGGGUGUGUUAAGUACCUGGGCCUGCUAUUCCACGGGGAUUCCUAUGUCUGUGCCUGGGAGAAAGCCAUCUUCAUGCCCUUCCAGCUGGGCAGGGGCCUGCUGAGUCUCAACAGUCUGUUGGACCCCGUUCUCUACAUCUUCCUGAGGAACGACUUCAGGUCGGCGGCGGCGCGGAACCUGCCGUGUCUGAGGAGGAUGACCUGGGGCCUGAGCCAAGCCAGGGCUUCCUGUGGGCGUUCUGAGCCCAUGGAGAAUGGCACAGGCUCCACGGAUGGGUUAUAACAAGAACCUUAUGGCCUGAUUCAUAGCCUACGCAAGCUAUGUGAAUGCAGUUGACAACGCAAGCUAAGCAGUCGAUGAUCCCCCAUCGGAAACACAUGAUAUGAUACGACAUGUGUCGUUACGUCACGUUACAAAAAAUUGGGCAAAGCAUUUUGCUUUGCAAGAGCGCAUCAGUAUAGUAUAAGUAUAUAUACUUUUUUGAUCCCGUGAGGGAAAUUUGGUCUCUGCAUUUAACCCUAUCGGUGAAUUAGUGAAACACAAACAGGACACAGUGAACACACAGUGAGGUGAAGCUCCCACCACCACCACCAGUUUGGUCCCUGUCAAUCUUUCUUGGGACGGGGUUAUUGGAGUAACAGGUGCAAUUAAAUGUGCUAAUGGAAAAUAAAUGUCAGCCGGCAACUUGCUGAAAUCCACAUGUACGGUUGUUGUUUGUGUUGUCUACUAAAGACUGAUGUAAAUAUUUAGUAAAAACAAUUAGCAGGAAUUUCUCUUUUGGCCUUUACAUCUUAAUGUUAGCUCUUGCAUCACAUGGAAACUUGAAAAUGAUAUCAAGUGUUUGUUUGUUUAACACACUGUGGGGCUGAUCAUCUGCGGUGUUGGUGUUGCUACAGUGGCAUGAUGCAACUUCCAUGAUAAAUGGUGAUGUGGCUGUGUGUACAGUACGUCUAUAAUGUGCAUAUGAGUAUAAAUGCAUGUGGACCUAUGUGCUUGUAUGCAUAUGUGUAUAUGUAGAUAUAGAUAGAUAGAUAGAUAGAUACUUUACUUAUCCCCAAGUGGAAAUUCAAGAUAUAGGUAUACAAUUUUAUGUACUGUAUAUACUUCAACGUUGUGCACUUUUAAGUGGACAACUUUAAUAAUAUUAUUUUCAGGUAUAAAUUUCAUUAAUUGACGUUUAAUUUAACAAAAGGAAACAGGUACUUUUUAGUUGUAUGAUUUAAUGAUAGGGGUGGGAUUAAAUAAGUGCUCACUUCUUCCCUCUCCCUUUCAAAUGUGUUUAGAGAUUCUUUUACUUUAUUUUAUUGUUCUGCCAAUUGAGGGCACAUGUGUUUUUAUCUGCCACAUUUUAAAUAAAUUCAAAUAAAAUCAAA